CGCGCGCGCCCCAAGAUGGCGGCCCGGGCGCUGCUGCUGCGGGCGGCGUUCCCCGGCCCGGCCCGUGGCUACGCCAAGAAACCGGCUGUGAAGGUGAAGGGCAAGAGCGUGCCGAAGGAGGGGCUGAAGCCGCCGGAGGUGUGCACUGACCCCGCCAUGCUCAGCGCCUACGCCAUGGGCGUCAAUUACUUCAAGGAUGGCCCCGAGGUGGCCCUGAAGCCCGACUCUGAGUACCCGGACUGGCUCUUUAAGAUCCACCUCGGGCCUCCCAAGAAGCUGGAGGAGCUGGAUCCCAACUCCAUCGAGUACUGGAGGCGCCUGCGGAGGUACAACACGUGGCAGCGCAACAAGCUGAAGAAGGGCAAGAAGUUGUAGGUGCCCAGGGCUGCCCUGAGCCCAGCUUCUGUUCUUGGGCUGCUCUUCUUGCUGUAAAUGAGUAAUAAACCUCUGGUGAGACUG
Molecule: messenger RNA, 459 nt
Organism: Pezoporus flaviventris
Lineage: Eukaryota; Metazoa; Chordata; Aves; Psittaciformes; Psittacidae
Gene: MRPL54
Product: mitochondrial ribosomal protein L54
Exons: 3
Coding region: 16-375 (119 amino acids)
Cellular component (GO): mitochondrial large ribosomal subunit
Molecular function (GO): structural constituent of ribosome
Source: RefSeq, a predicted model, not a curated record